AUGUUCGACGGCACUGGUACGCCGGCGGGAGUUGAGCAAGCUGCUGUAUGUGCUCUUCUGCCUCUUGCUUGGUUGACCGUCAUCGCCAGAUUCUGCAGAUUCUGGUAUCGUGGAAAACACAUCAAGUCGAGAUCGAUCGGCUGGGACGAUUUCUUUAUGCUUCUCACCUCGCUUUUGUUCUCAAUCUAUUGCGCCUUCAUGGUAGUCCUCAUCGAUCGUGGAGGAUUUCGGAAAAGGCCUCUUGCUGACACGCUCCCGCGGACUGCAAUCUAUGUUGUAUUAUCUGAAGUAUUCUAUAUUCUCACCACUAUUUUCCUCAAGGUGUCCAUAGGACUCUUCUUUCUGAGAGUUCUAUUACGACCUUGGCAAAGAUGGGCCUUCUACGUUGCUUUGAGCUUUGCCACUGCUGCUGGUACAACAUACGCUUUCCUAGCGACCUUCCAGUGUGGUUUGCCUACAAAACUUUUCCAGAACAUCAUUCACGACAAGUGUUUACCACGUUCGGUCAAUCUCGGUUUCAGCUACAUGUACUCGAUCACAAAUAUCAUCGCAGACCUGACCUUUGUCUUGAUCCCUAUAUGGAUGCUCAGAAACUCGCAGAUGGGCCGGCGAGCGAAAAUCUCCGUGACAUUUGUCAUUAGUCUCGGGGCCACAAGUUCUGUUGCUAGUAUGAUUAGGCUUAAAUUCAUAAACGGUAGUGUUUUUGGGCCAGAUUUCUUCCAGAACGCAAGCAACCUCGCAUUCUGGAGCACGAUCGAACCAGGGAUCGGCAUUGUCGCAGGCUCACUUGCCACAUUACGCCCACUCCUGAGAGCCGCUAUCUCUCUGGCCUGUCACGGAAUCUCAAACACCGUGUCUGGAAGUCGGAGCCAGUCCGGUCACAACAAGGGCUAUUCACGUUAUGGGAGCGAACAGCUUCGCAUGUCAACCUUCAAACAGGCCCAUGCUCCUGAUGGAUCUCAGCCUUUCGACGAUAACGACAAAAGAAACUCAUACACUGCCAAUAUCAGUGGUGGAAAGGCCGCACUGUCGCCGCCAUUUCCUCCAAAGAAUGCGAUGUUCAGUUUUUCGUCGACCAAACAGCUCAAAAGAUAUAACAACCACUUUAAUUCUAACGACUCCACAGCCUCAAGUAUCCACAGUCUGAGGGAUUCCAAGGCACGCCACCACCGCCGGUAUGUAUCUCUCACCGACUCCAGCGACCGCGUAGGUUCAAAGUAUUCUAAAAUGAUGCGCCCCGGCUAUCGAUCGUCGGUUGCCGUUCCCAAAACGAAUCUGAGCUUACGACAUCCGAGACACUAUCCAAAGAGAUAUGGGUCAAGCUCAUCCGCUCGCGGGCCCAGCCCUGGAAAUCUUCGAAGGCACCAGCAAGGGCGUCAUCAGCGCUACCAGUCUGAUUCAACUGCGGCGAGCAACACGAGUUUAGAUGGCUGGACCCAUUCCAUGUCCACGGUCAAUAGUGAUCGCUCAAUAAGAAAGGUAGUGGAAGUAGCGAUAACCCGAGAGAUCAACACUGAAGGCAUCGGUCGUCAUCGCGCAAACCGUUCACCAAGCGGCGAAACGAACGCCAUCGGAUCGAAAGGAGUCCACGAGUAUAUAGCUUGA
Pseudovirgaria hyperparasitica is the source of this 1605-nucleotide messenger RNA. RefSeq lists its product as uncharacterized. The record is from RefSeq and is a predicted model, not a curated record. Lineage: Eukaryota; Fungi; Ascomycota; Dothideomycetes; Acrospermales; Acrospermaceae. The coding region runs from base 1 to 1605 and encodes 534 amino acids. The transcript is spliced from 6 exons.